Molecule: messenger RNA, 3486 nt
Organism: Octodon degus (degu)
Lineage: Eukaryota; Metazoa; Chordata; Mammalia; Rodentia; Octodontidae
Product: bcl-2-like protein 2
Exons: 4
Coding region: 219-800 (193 amino acids)
Biological process (GO): extrinsic apoptotic signaling pathway in absence of ligand; intrinsic apoptotic signaling pathway in response to DNA damage; negative regulation of intrinsic apoptotic signaling pathway
Cellular component (GO): mitochondrial outer membrane
Molecular function (GO): protein heterodimerization activity; protein homodimerization activity
Source: RefSeq, a predicted model, not a curated record
GAAGAGCUGGGCCUUUGGGCUACCCUGGGGGGAGCCGAGAAUAGGAUGGUGUCGGCAGGAAGCCCUUGGCCCGGGGUUUCCCGGGAGGACAGUCAUUAAACAUGGAAUCGGCCACACAGCUGGUCUCCAAGCUGGCCGAGAGGAUGAAAGGCCCCAGCUGGGGGCUCCGUGCCACCAGCACUGGGUCCUAAGAGCUGCUGUCCAGGCUGGCCGCCCGGAUGGCGACCCCAGCCUCAGCCCCAGACACACGGGCUCUGGUGGCUGACUUUGUAGGCUAUAAGCUGAGGCAGAAGGGUUAUGUCUGUGGAGCUGGCCCUGGGGAGGGCCCAGCAGCUGACCCACUGCACCAAGCCAUGCGGGCAGCUGGAGAUGAGUUCGAGACCCGAUUCCGGCGCACCUUCUCUGAUCUGGCUGCUCAGCUGCAUGUGACCCCCGGUUCAGCCCAGCAACGCUUCACCCAGGUCUCCGAUGAACUUUUCCAAGGGGGCCCCAAUUGGGGCCGUCUUGUGGCCUUCUUUGUCUUUGGGGCCGCCCUGUGUGCUGAGAGUGUCAACAAAGAGAUGGAACCACUGGUGGGCCAAGUGCAGGAGUGGAUGGUGGCCUACCUGGAGACGCGCCUGGCCGACUGGAUCCACAGCAGCGGGGGCUGGGCGGAGUUCACAGCUCUAUACGGGGACGGGGCCCUGGAGGAGGCUCGGCGUCUGCGGGAGGGGAACUGGGCAUCAGUGAGGACAGUGCUGACAGGGGCCGUGGCACUGGGGGCCCUGGUAACUGUAGGGGCCUUUUUUGCUAGCAAGUGAAAAAGUCCAAAGCCAGGUGGAGCUAGGUGUGGCUGGGAGAAUAGAAACAGAACAGAGAAUGCCCUUAGAAGAAGUGGGGUGAAUGGAUAGAUGUGAAGCAGGGCAGGGUGGGUAAAGGAGCUGAGUGUGCCAGGCAGAGUUGCAAGAGAGCUGGAGACACUGGGGAAUGCUUUAGGAAGGGAGCGGGGCUAGAGUCUUUCCAGGGUUUGGGGUGGGGGAGGGUUCAUCCCUUUAGGUCACACACAGUUUAUAGCCCCAAGGAAGGUAGACUUGCCUAAGAAUCUGGGUGUCCAUUGGAUGAGUGGAGUUUGAGGAACCUGGAGGGCUCAUCUCUGAAGUGGAAGCGUGGGGCUCUCAGGUGAUUGGGGUGGUGCUAUGGCUGCCGGCUGUGUGACACGCGUGUGCAUGUGCACGCGUGCUCAUGUGCAUGCUAGGCUGUUUGAUGUGGUGGUGGGAUCUUCAAGGAGAAAACAUUCCCUCUUGCAGUUGGCAAGAACAAGGGACAGUUCUGUGCCCCUCCUCCCGGCCCCUCCUUCCCUUUCCCUUUCCCCUUCUGAUGUCUCCAGGCUGAGGGAGAAACACUGUAUCCUGACUGAGGAUGCUGGCUCUUCUUUGUAGAAUCUUUGGCCAGGCUCUGUCGAGAAGAGCAGCUCUGCAGCAGGCCUUGCUCCUUCAUCAGCCCCUUCCUCGUGCAUCCUGCACUUGCUGCUACCACCUGGGCUCUGCCAGAAGGGCAAGGCUGCUGAGGCCGGUGGGUGGAGGGUGUGGAGCUGGGCCUGCCUGCCCCCCUCGCCUCCCACUGGGGCAAGAUGGUGCCUAAAGUGUUCCCUACCUCUGGGACCUCUUUACGCAAACUUAAACUCUAAAUUGGGGCUUAAAUUUUCCUUUUGAGGAUGUAGACAAAUGCUGACAUAGAAAACAGUCCAGGUUCUGCACUAUGUCUCAGUGAGACUCUUGGUGUCUUGAGGGGACCAUUUCAGCUCUGAGCCCCAUGGGUGUGAGGGUAACAGGUACUCCAGGACUGGCCUAUUCUGUGUGGUGGGCUUCUGUGCUGCUUUAUGAGGGGCCAGGUGUAUGGGUUCUAGAGUACCUUCCAUAACCUAGAAGCAUUUCUCAUUCAUUUGAAGCCACGCUGUUUGCAUGGGUGUUAUAUGUACCUCAGAGUCUGAGGAUGCUAACUUUAGAACUCACAGUCCUGUGGAACAAAUUCAGACUCUAUCCUUUUCUCCCGAAGAAAUGAUUCACUCCAAAUGCAUGCCCUGAGCCAGACUCACUGCUGCACUUUUCAAGGUGCUAAAAUUGCUGCUCUCCAAUGCUGACUUCAUUUCCAGUGCUCUAGAACCCUGCCUGCAAUUCUAAGCGAUGAUCAGCUUAGCUCGACCACAGUUGACACUUCUUGGAGAUUUUCCCUUGGUCCCAGAAUGUGGCAACAGACACCUAUGCUAGAAUGUGGGACCAAAUUGGCCUCAGGUGUUUAGUCCAGACCUUUGCUUUUGAAAGAGGGCUGCACUUUUUAAUGGUAUUCAUGGGGGAGGUGAAAGACUGCAUGUGCCACUGGGUGAGUACGCUGAUACCAGAAACUCAAGAGCCAGUCUGCGGCAAGCAGUUGGGGUGGGGUGGGGUCUCUGACUUGCUCAGGACAAGCUAGGCCAGUGGUUUUCAAACUGCUUGGCAGAACCCCAAAGUAUCCUAGGGGUUGCCUCAGGAGUCCUUGGGGAAUGAAAGGGGUGGGGGGGCUGAGCAGACUCUGAACUUGUGCUCAAACAGAACAACUCCCCAUGUUGCUGUUUUAUAUAUCGGGGUUCAGGGUAAGAUUUUAUUUGCAUUAUGGGGUUUGCUGCUGAAAAAAAAGUUGGAAAACCACUUACCAGACCAUCACUUCCAGUUGGGGCCUGUGCUCUCCCAGGUUUGGGGCAGACUCUUCAUCCUACCCUCUACCACAGGAUGCCUGUCAAUGUUAGCAUUCCUGGGGGACUUUAGCAAACGGGCAGCAGGGACCAUGGUCAGGUGAUGUGACUGAAAUGCCCUGCUCUGAGGCCUUCACACCCGGGUGGAAGAAGUUUGUUCUUUGAAAGGAUAAAGGGCUUGGUCUGGUUUCCCAGAAGCAUAGCUUGGAUGGGAUCACAGUGGGCAGUGUUGAUCUGCCCUUAGUUGGAGGGGCAAUGGAAACCCCAGAGACUUCUGUCAGGGAAAACUAGGGACUCUCUUCUAGAGCCAUAUAAUUCCUUGGGAUUAGCUCUUGGCCAAGAAGGCUGAGUAUGGCUCCCAAUUUUUAAAUCUAGUUCAUUUUUUUAAAAUGAGGGAAAUAAGUGUAAUUCCCAUUUUUCAAAGAGUAAAUAGGUGGAGAGGGUAUUUCUUGCUCUCUGGAGCCCAAAGGGACAAAUAGGAACUUUGCUUUGGCCAAGAAAGGAGCAGAAGUAGGGCAACUUGGUCCUGCAAUUAUUAAUCCUACUCCCCACUUAUUCUAGGGCAUACAUACACUAUUUUAGUUUUUUAAAUCAUAAAACGGCAGGAGAACAGAUUUGGUUAGUUUAGGAGAAAAGAAAAAGCUCUAUAAAUAUAAAUAUAUAUUCCUGUAUUUUUAUUUAAUAAUUUAUAAAUACCAAGUUCAUUUGACUUUUAUUUUUGUGUAAUAUGUAAUGGUGGUAUUAAAAAUAAAUAAAGCCCAGAAGUUUAAUGAGAAGGA